Molecule: messenger RNA, 1296 nt
Organism: Rhopalosiphum maidis (corn leaf aphid)
Lineage: Eukaryota; Metazoa; Arthropoda; Insecta; Hemiptera; Aphididae
Exons: 2
Coding region: 681-1211 (176 amino acids)
Source: RefSeq, a predicted model, not a curated record
UGUGGCCAAUCUAAUUCUAAAUCCUGUUGACAUUUUUUAUCCCAGUCCGCCCCUGGGUAUAAAUACUAUAAAUAUACAUUUAAAAUAUGAGAGAUUAAACUGAUUAAGGUAUAUAGCAAUAAAAGUCAUUGUCAUUUGACUUUAUCUUAAAACUGGUGUUGGUAUCUUAGUAUCUAAAAUAUUGUAUUAUGUGAACAAUAUAUAUUAUGUGAUUGUCUCUAUAAUCCAAUAUUAUUAUAGGUUGACUGAAACAUAUUGUUGGGAAAUUGGUAAAAUUUUAUCUUUUAUGCACUAUUUAGUCUCCGUUAUGCUCAGUCUGUGUACAGUGUAAAUGUUGUGAAAUAAAAGUGUAAGGUGUUAAAACUUGUGAACAAAUUUUAAAUUUGUGAACAUUUCUUUAUAAGUUUAUUUACAAACUUUUUUUGAAUUUUCAUAAUGGAAAUUGUUAAAACAAACAAAGGAGGUAGCAAAAUUUGUUUUAAUGGUCAUAUGUACGUCAUUAAGCAUUUAGGGAAAAAUAAAAUAACAUGGCGUAGUACAUGGUGAUGUAUGAAAGCAAGUUCUUUCAAGUGUACAGGGACAAUGUACACUGAAUUGCAACAUGAUAAUCCUAUAGAAAAAAACCACAUAAUCAUCUACCCGAAAAAAAAGAAAUAAAAGUUACUGAAUGUAUACAAAAAAUGAAGGAUCAAAUAACUUCUUCUAGUAUAAUGAAUCCUGUAGAAGUAUUUACGAAAAAUGCAUCGCAAAUAGAAACAGCAACUAAAGCUAGAAUGCCCACUGAAGACACCGUAAAAUGUAUGCUAAGAAGAAAACUUGAUAGUCUAGCAUUUUUACCAGAAAAAAAAGUUUUAGAGGGAAUGGAUUUUUUAAGAACAAUUAUGCCACCGGAGGCAACAGGUUUAGUCAAUUAUUUUGAUACCACAUAUGUCCACGGGUCUUACAGAAGUGUUCAGCAUAAUCCGAAUAAUGGUAUCAGACUUCGAAAUAUUGCACCAUUCUAUCCACCAUCAAUAUGGAAUGUCUAUCAAACUAUCCUUGAUAAUGGACAUCGAACUAACAACGAAACAGAAGGGUGGAACCAUUGUUUUCCAAAAUUAGCAGGCCACAAUCAUUCUUCUAUUUGGACAUUAAUAAAGAAAAUGAGGUUAGAGUUGUCUUCUGAUGAAACAAAAUUAGCCCAAUUCGCAAUAGGCAAUUUAAAUAAAUAAAUAAAAAAAAAAAUGUAUGAAAAAUACAAGAAAAAUUGUAUAAAAUAUGUAGUUAUGGCUUAACUCAACGGACAAUAGACGAAUA